UUCUGGGUUAAGUGUGCUAUGCCAAAUUAAACGUAUUGAUCUCCCCUUUAAUAUAGUAUGCGAAUUUUUUUAACAAAGUCUGUUUACGUCCUCCAUAAUGGAAAUAGUUUUUCACAGGUUAAUAUACUGGCGACAGUAACUAAAAACGCGAUAAUUUUCAUACAUGCCGAAUUUUGUGAGUUAGUAUCUGUAUUACUGCCAUCUUGCGAGUGCUUAUUGGGAACUCCACGCAGAUUUCCUAUUGUUAUCAAUUAAUCGUUAUCGUUUGCGAUAAUCGAUAAAACGGGAACAGAGAUAUUUAGAGCAACAACAACAACAGAUCGAUCAAACAACUUUUGAUUUUUAAGUUUAAAGUUUCUUUAUAUUCUUUCUCUCUUAUUUAAAACGGGAAUAAUUUGUAAUUAAAUUGAAAUUUUAUUAUUGAAUGGAUUCCAAUAUAGCAACUAGUUUCCACGCUUAUCACACACAAUGUGAUAAGAUCACAGUUUGCAUGGCUUGUCAGGAGAAAGCUUCAUUGUGGGCUUGUUUAUCAUGUGCCUAUGUCGGUUGUUCGCGCCAGAAGAAGGGCCACAUAACUUAUCAUUACAAAAACACAAAACAUAAGCUGACAAUGGAUUUGCAACAUAGCCUAAUUUGGGACUUUGAAAGAAAAUGUUUUUUGGACAAAAACUAUUGCCCAAAGACUGCCAGUAAAAAAACCCCUGCUGAGGUUGAAGAAUGUAAAUGUCCUGUUUGUCAUUACCAUCAGAUACCGAAAAUGACAAACACUCAGGAGGUAACCACUUGUAUGUCAUGCGAAUUAAGAACCGAUCUAUGGUUAUGCCUUCAAUGCAAUCACAUAGGAUGUGGACGUCAUCAACGUGGCCAUGCCCUUAAUCAUUACAAUACCAGCCAACAUGGUGAAGUAAUGCAUUUGCGAAGUUUCAGCAUUUGGAAUUAUAAUGAAGGAGAAUUUGUUCAUCGGCCUUACAAUGGGCAAGCGGAAUCAAAGCAAAUGGUAUCGCCUACUACGGUCAACACCAACGCCACCACCAACGCCAACGCCAAUACCAACACCAACGCCAACACCAACGCCAACCCCAACGCCAACACCAACACCAAAGCCAACACCAACGCCAACGCCAAUGCCAACAUGAACACUAACUCCAAUGACAAUGAUCUUGUUAUGGAACAAAUGCAAGACGGAUUUGAAGAACGCAUUGCCUAUUUGGAACAUGAGUGGAAAAACUUUGGCAAAUUAAAGGAAACCAAUCGUCAAAUGAUAUCUGUGGAACAACGCCUAAUAGCAUUGAGUGAGGAGAAGAAAUUGUUGGAAGGCAAAUUACGGGAGCAUGACACCAAAUUAAAUGAGCUGCUUAAUCAAUUCAAGGAAGCCAAUCUAAAUCCUCUACCUUCACCCUCAAAACUGGACAAUCGAUUUGAGUUUCCUUUAUCACCCUCCACCUGCUGCAGCGUUACUGGCCGUUCCAGUGACAGCAAGCCCUUGAUAUCCUUCUCUGUUUCGGACAAUCUAGAACAGACUCAAUUGAUAAUAUUAUUUAUUUUACUUUUAUUUUUCUAUCACUUUGUAAAUCUCUUUGUUCAAGCCGUUGCGGGAAAGGCCUAAAAUGGCACCUACUCGUAUAUAAAAUGGAUUUGUGAUGUUUAAUUUUUUUAUGUAUGAAUUAUAAGUUUUAGUUUCUAAAAAUUGUCGUCCUUAUUACCUUAUCGUCCUUUUUGUAGCAACAUUUAAUGUCUAUCUCUAAGAUAUUGUAAAGUGAAUGCCAAUAAAUUAAAAUUUCUUUACAAUUUU
This is a messenger RNA of Stomoxys calcitrans (stable fly), 1792 nucleotides long. RefSeq names its product ubiquitin carboxyl-terminal hydrolase 44. NCBI's taxonomy places the organism in Eukaryota, Metazoa, Arthropoda, Insecta, Diptera, Muscidae. Gene Ontology annotation, molecular function: zinc ion binding; ubiquitin protein ligase activity. Gene Ontology annotation, biological process: protein ubiquitination; Ras protein signal transduction. The record is from RefSeq and is a predicted model, not a curated record. Bases 425 to 1606 code for a protein of 393 amino acids. The transcript is spliced from 3 exons. Gene Ontology annotation, cellular component: cytoplasm.